Molecule: messenger RNA, 2258 nt
Organism: Anopheles moucheti
Lineage: Eukaryota; Metazoa; Arthropoda; Insecta; Diptera; Culicidae
Product: calcium uptake protein 1 homolog, mitochondrial-like
Exons: 9
Coding region: 223-1815 (530 amino acids)
Biological process (GO): calcium import into the mitochondrion; mitochondrial calcium ion homeostasis
Cellular component (GO): uniplex complex
Molecular function (GO): calcium ion binding
Source: RefSeq, a predicted model, not a curated record
UUGAUUAUUUCGAUAGGCAAUCGUUCCAGGAUUUUUUCAUCUGCAUUUGGUGAGAUUUUUACUCCGUUUCUAGGGCGUUUGAAGGUAAAAUAUGCGUGCGUGUUGCGAGUGUUCGUUGUGUGUUUAACGUGUGUUGCGGUUGGUGUAAUUGUUAGCAGCGUAAACAAUCCUGCUACUGUGCGUGAAGCAGCAACCAGCAGCAGCAGCAGUGCACAGGACAUCAUGGCCUUGCUCAGGCAGAUAUCCGGAGUGCUGAACCGAACCGGAGCAUUAUCGAAAGGUGUAUAUCCGUUGCUUUCCGGAAGGUAUGGAUUGUACCCACCGCACUUGAGACUCCUGUCGUCGUUGAGUGCUGGUUCGAGGCAAGGACGUAUCGCGGCUGGAGCAGACACCCUGCUAGUGCCCGGGAAUUGGCAGAAUUCCAAGCGACGGGGCUAUAAAAAUUUCGGCCAUCAAGAGGAAAAGGAACCCAUGUACACGAAGCUGUUCCUUAUGUUUCUUUCCACCGUAAUGGUGGGUGCAUGCCUUGAUUGGAAGAAACUUGGAGCAGCGGUUGGUUGGCCAAAGGUUGACGCGGAUGCUGGUGUAGAGAUGGGAAAGAAGGCCUCCAGCUCCCAAGAGCUGGACCAGGAAGAGGAGGAAGACUCGGAUAGUGAAGUAGACGCACAAGGCAAAAAGAAAAGUCGUAAGGAAAAGAUCGGGUUUCGUGAUCGGAAGAUCAUCGAGUACGAGAACCGAUUGCGCACGUUCGCAACGGCGGACAAGGUGUUUCGCUACUUUUCCACCAUCAAGCUGUUACACGGGGAAACGUCCACGGUCUAUAUGACACCGUACGACUUUCUGCGCGCAAUCACACCGGGAAUGAAACAGCCGGAGGGACUUGGACUGGAUCAAUACAAGCGGUAUGACGCCAAGAGCGUGUCCAGCCGUUUGGAUCUCCAUCUGGACAGCGAUAGCAUCUUUUACAAGCUCGGUGCGUACGGGCUUAUUUCGUUCUCCGACUACAUCUUCCUGCUGACCGUCCUGUCGACAUCCCGGCGGCACUUUGAAAUUGCUUUCCGGAUGUUCGACCUGAACGGUGACGGUGACGUCGACAGCGAAGAGUUUGAAAAGGUUGCCAACCUGAUCCGGCAGCAAACGAGUAUUGGUAAUAGACACAGAGAUCACGCGAACACGGGCAACACGUUUAAAGUAAAAAAAGGUGUUAAUUCAGCCCUGACGACCUACUUCUUCGGACCGAAGAAUGACGAGAAGCUGACGAUCGAGAAGUUUCUUGACUUCCAGCAGCAGCUGCAGCGUGAAAUUUUAACGCUCGAGUUUCUGCGCAAAAACCCGGACGAGAAUGGCAACAUUAGCGAGGCGGACUUUGCCGAACUGCUGCUAGCGUACGCCGGCUAUCCACAGAAGAAGAAAGUGAAGAAGAUUAAGCGUGUGAAGAAGAGGUUCCGUGAUCAUGGAUCGGGCAUUUCGAAGGAGGAUUACUUAAACUUUUUCCACUUUCUCAACAAUAUCAAUGACGUGGACACGGCGCUAACGUUUUACCACAUUGCUGGUGCUUCGAUUGAUCAGGAUACGCUGAAGCACGUCGCCAGGACGGUGGCAUUGGUGGAGCUUUCCAGCCACGUGAUUGAUGUUGUGUUCACGAUCUUCGAUGAAAACAUGGACGGACAGCUGAGCAAUCGGGAAUUUGUAGCGGUAAUGAAGAAUCGCCUGCUCCGUGGGCUCGAGAAACCGAAAGAUACCGGUUUCGUGAAGCUAAUGCAUUCGAUACUGAAGUGUGCCAAGGAUACGAAACCUGUUCUGCUGGAUCUUUAAGCACGCAACUUAAUCGACGCUUCUCACAACGUGUGUCCUCCUGUUUGCUAUUGUAUUCAAAUCUCAUCACUCACUGACAUACAGCACAACCAACAGUGACAGUGAGUGCAACGUGUUUUAGAAUAGGGAUUGCAUAUUGGUUGAAUAACGUGGAAGUGAAUGCCAGUUGAAACGAAGCAAACAAGCGAUCGAAUAUUUGUUACCUAUCGUUAAGUUUCUAAUGCCUUUGCGUAAAGUCCUUUGAGGAAAGUCAUUACCUACGCAUACUCUCCUAGCUGUAUAAUGAAUCUAAAAUAGUCGCCCCUCCUUUUCAACCUGACGCUAUCGGAAUAGAGCUGAGCAGGAUACGUAAAACGACGCCAAGCUAACGAUUUUUUUGUAUUUAAAAGCUCCUCGGGUAAUCUAUUCAUUAAAUUUCCAUACCUUCUGAAUCUUGUUGCGAA